This is a messenger RNA of Onthophagus taurus, 4427 nucleotides long. RefSeq names its product sodium channel protein para-like. Lineage: Eukaryota; Metazoa; Arthropoda; Insecta; Coleoptera; Scarabaeidae. Gene Ontology annotation, cellular component: plasma membrane; voltage-gated sodium channel complex. Gene Ontology annotation, biological process: sodium ion transmembrane transport; neuronal action potential; membrane depolarization during action potential. Gene Ontology annotation, molecular function: voltage-gated sodium channel activity. The record is from RefSeq and is a predicted model, not a curated record.
UUUUUAUAGAACAGAAAUUUAAAAGAAAAAAAUUUUAAUAUUUAUGCGGUGCAGAAAUCGGAGAAAAAAUGUCUAAAUCUCGAAAGGAACGUGAUAUUUUCCGACCAUUUACCCAUAAAUCGUUGGAUGCUAUCAAAACAACAAAUGAAGAAAAUGGGAUUCAAAAUGAGGAUGAAACUCUUCAACCAAAUCAGAUGUAUGAGCAGUUCUCACCACUUCCGUUAAAGUUACGAGAAAGUUUUCCAUCAAAACUCACCGCUACUCCACUUGAAGAAAUCGACCCUUAUUAUAGGGACCAAAAAACAUUUGUAGUGAUCAAUAACCGCAAGGAUAUAUUUAGAUUUUCUGCAACAAAUGCUCUUUGGAUAUUUAGCCCUUUAAAUCCGAUUCGUAAACUAGCCAUCAAUGUUCUUGUACAUCCGCUGUUUUCUUUGUUCAUUUUCGUAACUAUCUUGGUUAAUUGCUUGUUUAUGAUAAUGCCUCUUACACCCACUAUUGAGUCAACUGAAGUAAUAUUUAUUGGCAUCUACACAUUUGAAGCUGCAAUUAAAAUUGCGUCCAGAGGUUUUAUUCUUCAACCAUUUACCUAUCUUAGAGAUCCUUGGAAUUGGUUGGACUUUAUAAUCAUAAUUUUAGCUUACAUUACUUUGGGUAUAGAUCUUGGAAAUCCCGCAAUUUUGAGGGCAUUCAGAGUUCUAAGAGCUCUCAAAACCGUUGCAAUCGUUCCAGGCUUAAAAACUGUGGCAAGCGCAGUACUCGAAUCAGUGAAAAAUCUCAAAGAUGUAAUUAUUUUAAUGAUCUUUUCUUUAUGUGUAUUUGCUGUAUUGGGUCUUCAAAUUUACAUGGGUGUAUUAACUCAAAAGUGUAUUAAAAUAUUUCCCUCUGAUGAGUCUUGGGGAAAAUUGACCGAUGAGAAUUGGUUCAUCAGAGAAUUCACCAAUAACGAAACAAAUUGGUACUUUGAUGGUUGGGAUUAUUCUUUAUGCGGAAAUUCCUCAGGUGCGGGACAAUGUCCCGAAGGUUAUGUUUGCUUGCAAGGUUUUGGAAAUAAUCCAAAUUACGGUUACACGAAUUUCGAUACGUUUGGGUGGGCUUUUCUAUCAGCGUUUCGAUUAAUGACUCUGGACUAUUGGGAAGAUUUAUAUCAAAUGGUUUUACGUUCCGCGGGACCGUGGCACAUAUUAUUUUUCAUAAUGAUUAUUUUUUUCGGAUCGUGUUAUUUGAUCAACUUGAUUUUAGCUGUAGUGGUGGCAACUUAUGAUAAGUUACAGAAAAAAGAGGAAACAAGCGAGGAGGAGACCAGCAAAUCUUCUUCCGAAUUAACAAACGAUGAGGAGCAGGAUGUUGAGUUGAAAAAUGUUAUGGUUAUUAAUGUCACUAAAGAAAACGUUGAUGAAACUAAUCAAGGAGGUAAUGAUGAUGAUAAAGGUAUCAUAGAAAUAAACGAUUCACUUUCGAAGCAAAUAAUUGAUUACCUUUGUGUAUGGGAUUGUUGCUCAUGCUGGGUACAACUGCAGAAAAUCCUUUCCGUUAUUGUCUUUAAUCCGUUCUUCGAAACUUUUAUUAUGUUGUGUAUUAUUUUAAACACGCUUUUUAUGGCACUCGAUCAUCACGAUAUGAGCAGAGCUCUAGAGACGACCUUAAGACUUGGAAAUUAUAUUUUCAUCGCAAUUUAUACGAUUGAGGCCAUCAUAAAAUUGAUGGCUAUGUCACCGAAGUACUAUUUUCAAAAAGCAUGGAACAUUUUUGAUUUUACCAUAGUAGUUUUGUCACUGUUGGAAAUGAUGUUGGAAGGUGUACAAGGAUUAUCUGUUUUGAGAGCAUUUCGAUUGCUUCGUAUUUUACGAUUAGCAAAAUCUUGGCCAACAUUCAACUUGUUAUUAUCAAUUAUGGGCAAAACUAUGGGUGCUGUUGGAAACUUAACCUUCAUAUUGUGCAUUGUUAUUUUUAUAUUUGCCGUGAUGGGUAUGCAAUUGUUUGGACGAAACUACAUAGACAACGUUGAUAGAUUCCCAAACGAAGAACUUCCAAGAUGGAAUUUCACAGAUUUCCUCCAUUCCUUCAUGAUUGUUUUCCGCGCGUUAUGUGGGGAAUGGAUCGAAUCUAUGUGGGAUUGUAUGUUGGUGGGAGAUGUAUCUUGCAUUCUAUUUUUCGUGGCAACUGUGGUAAUUGGUAAUUUUGUGGUUAUAAAUCUUUUUAUUGCUUUGCUUGUAAGUAAUUUUAGCUCGAAUUUUUUGUCGGCACCAACACCAAACGAUGAUACCAAAAAGAUUCAAUUAUUACCUAAACCCCGAGAUUCAUCUUCUUGGAGCAAGCUUCAACACAAUUUUCUCCAAUUAAUUGAAAACAAAUAUUUUGAAAUUUUCAUCACCACUAUAAUUUUAAUAAGCUGUUUAACAUUAACAUUAGAAGACAUCAAAUUAUCUCAAAGGCCCGUUUUGCAAAUCGUUUUAUUUUACAUCCAUACAAUAAUCGCAGCUAUAUUUGUUAUUGAAAUGUUGAUGAAAUGGUUGGGAGUGGGAUUAAAAAAUUAUUUUACGAACCCUUGGUGUUGGGUUGAUUUUAUCGUUGUUAUUGUGUCGUUAAUCAAUUUUAUAGCAACAUUAUGUGGUGGUGGUGUUCAAUUCGUCAAAUUAAUUCGACUUUUUAGAGCUUUAUACCCACUCCGGGCUAUAUCUCAAAUAAAACGCAUAAAAGUCGUUGUCACCACCUUAAUCCAAACGCUCCCUUCUAUUUUUAGCGUGUUAUUGGUAUGUUUGAUAUUCUGGCUGAUUUUUGCUAUUAUGGGAGUUCAAUUAUUUGCUGGAAAAUAUUUCAAAUGUGUUGAUGAAUACGAAACAACAUUUAACUACGAAAUUAUCCCCGAUUACAAUGCUUGCAUUACUCAGAAUUAUACUUGGGUUAAUUCUCGGAUGAAUUUCGAUCACGUGGGGAACGCAUACCUUUCCCUGUUUCAAGUAGCAACCUUCAAAGGUUGGAUUCAGAUCAUGAACGAUGCAAUUGACUCAAGAGAAUUGUUCAAACAACCGAUUAGAGAAACUAAUAUUUAUAUGUAUUUGUAUUUUAUCUUUUUCAUUCUUUUUGGCAAAUUCCUAACUAUGAAUUUAUUCAUUGGAGUCCUCAUCAAUAAUUACAAUCAGGCGAAAACGCCGCUUGAUAAAUUUAUGACUGAUAAACAAAAAAAGUAUUACAAUGACUCAAAGAUAAUGGGAUUUAGGAAACCAGCAAAAGUUAUUCCUGCACCAACGUGGGGCCCACAAAAAGCUUUCUUUAAAAUAGUAACAAACAAAAAGUUCGAUAUGGUUAUUCUAAUAUUAAUUGUUUUGAACAUGUUAACGAUGAGCAUCGACCACUACCAACAGAACGAAACAUAUGCUCAAAUCCUCGAUUAUCUAAACAUAAUUUUUAUAAUAAUUUUUACUAUUGAGUGCAUCAUAAAACUUUUUGCUCUACGUCAUCACUAUUUUAAGGACUCUUGGAACGUGUUCGAUUUUGUCGUGGUCGUUUUAUCUAUAUUGGGUUUGGUACUCACUGAUAUUAUCGAAAAAUAUUUCGUAUCCCCCACUUUACUCCGAAUCAUUCGAAUAAUCAAAUUAGACCGUUUACGAUUUUUAAAUGGAACGAAAGGGAUUCGAUUUCUUCUUUCCAUCUUAACCAUGUCGUUCCCAGCACUCUUCAACAUCUUCUUGGUACUAUUUUUGAUCAUGUUCAUCUUCGCAAUAUUCGGAAUGUCGUUCUUUAUGCACGUGAAUGGACUCAACGAUGUCUAUAACUUCCAGACUUUCGGGCAAUCCAUGAUUUUGCUAUUUCAAUUAUGUACAUCUGCCGGAUGGGACGGCAUCCUCAAUGACAUCACCAACGAGGAAGAGUACACAACGAUAGCCGUAAUAUUCUUGUUAAGCUACUUAUUGAUUUCAUUCUUAAUCGUGAUCAAUAUCUGCGUUGUUAUAAUUAUGGAGAAUUUUUCGCAAACGAAAAAUGAUUUAGAAAUACUUACGGAUAAAGAUUACGACAUGUACUUUGAAAUUUGGCAGCAAUUUGAUCCUAAUGCAACAUGCUACAUUCGUCAUGACCAACUUUCGGAUUUUUUGGAUGCACUCGAGGCUCCAUUAAGAAUCCCGAAGCCUAAUAAGGUAAAGAUAACAGAAAUGGACUUUCCAAUGCACAAAGAUGAUACGUUAUUAUGCGCAAAUAUUUUGCGAGCUCUUAAAGAUAAUUUAUGCAACGAAUCGAAACCACACGCUUCAAAUCAUGGUCAAAGCAGUUUUAAUUCUAUUGUCACAAAUGAAGGGGGAUAGAUUUUGCAAAACUUUGUUAUUGCUUCAAAGAAUACUAAUAGUCAUAAUGUAUAACAAAGAUGAUAUAAUAUUUUUUUACUAAUUUUUUUUGUAUCCAAGCUUUCUGAAAGAAUAAAAUGAUGUUGCUUU